This is a messenger RNA of Bombina bombina (fire-bellied toad), 1593 nucleotides long. It is a transcript of the gene CHRNA4, whose product is annotated as cholinergic receptor nicotinic alpha 4 subunit. Gene Ontology annotation, molecular function: neurotransmitter receptor activity; extracellular ligand-gated monoatomic ion channel activity; transmembrane signaling receptor activity. NCBI's taxonomy places the organism in Eukaryota, Metazoa, Chordata, Amphibia, Anura, Bombinatoridae. Gene Ontology annotation, cellular component: synapse; membrane; neuron projection. Gene Ontology annotation, biological process: nervous system process; chemical synaptic transmission; signal transduction. The transcript has 3 exons. The record is from RefSeq and is a predicted model, not a curated record. The coding region runs from base 157 to 1593 and encodes 478 amino acids.
CGAAGAGCCAGAUUCUCUAAACCUCAUUAGCAUGGAAAGAAAUAAUAUGCGGACCCUCGUCUGGGCAGACUGCACAGGAUAAUAAGUGCUGAUGGGGAUUUUGCAGUUACUCACUUGACUAAAGCUCACCUCUUCUACAAUGGGCAGAUAAAAUGGAUGCCUCCUGCCAUCUAUAAAAGCUCAUGCAGUAUUGAUGUGACAUUCUUUCCCUUUGACCAACAAAAUUGCACCAUGAAAUUUGGAUCUUGGACUUAUGACCGGGCCAAGAUUGAUUUAAUCAGCAUGCACAGUCACGUGGAUCAGCUAGACUAUUGGGAAAGUGGUGAGUGGGUAAUUGUCAAUGCUGUUGGCAACUACAAUAUAAAGAAGUAUGAAUGCUGCACAGAGAUCUACUCGGACAUCACCUAUUCCUUCAUCAUCAGAAGGUUACCAUUGUUUUACACAAUUAACCUAAUCAUACCAUGCCUCCUAAUCUCCUGUCUGACAGUGUUGGUAUUUUACUUGCCUUCAGAAUGUGGAGAGAAGAUCACUCUCUGUAUCUCAGUACUUCUUUCCCUCACUGUCUUCCUUCUCCUCAUCACAGAGAUUAUACCGUCCACUUCCCUUGUUAUCCCAUUGAUUGGAGAAUAUCUGCUCUUCACUAUGAUUUUUGUGACUCUUUCCAUAAUUAUCACAGUCUUUGUGUUGAAUGUUCACCACAGAUCUCCACGCACUCACACUAUGCCAGCCUGGGUGCGUCGCAUAUUCCUGGAUGUGGUUCCACGUGUGCUGUUUAUGAAGAGACCUAUGAAGGAUAACUGCAAAAAGCUGAUUGAGUCCAUGCAUGCCAGCAGUUUCAGUCCUCCUCCUAGGCUGUGGUCUGAGACAGAAAUUGAACCAGCUUUUCCCAGCUCUUCAUCAGCUAGCCCCACUAGCCCGAGAGCAUCACCUACGUCAUCAUGCUGUCAUCAGUUGGAGCAAACAGCCAAUUCCCAAGUGAUUUGCAAAUCUCCAUCAGGGCAGUAUUCCAUGUUGUGUGAGGAAUCCACAUUGACAAGCUGUACAACAUCACAAGCUCAAUCCCAUUUGCUGGGAGAUGCCCAGACCAAUUUGAUGCCCAAAGUACGUUCUGUAAGUGUCCAGCAAAUGUGCAGUCCAAAAGAAGCAACCGAGGGUACAGUGCGCUGUCGUUCCAGGAGUAUUCAGUACUGUUAUCUGCAUGAGGACUCCUCCCAGACUAAUGGUCAAUCCAGCAGCUCUCCACUGUCACUAAAACAUGACAUGCAAGAGGGACAUCAAAGCAGUAAAACCUCCCAGUGCAAGUGCAAGCCCAAAAAUGAAGGGAAGUCCAGUGGCGCUAGUCAAGUUGCCAAAAACAUCAAUGCCAAAGAGCAAAAUGUCUUACUGAUGUCUCCAUCUCUAAAGUUAGCCAUAGAAGGUGUCCAUUACAUUGCAGAUCACCUGAGAGCAGAGGAUGCAGACUUCUCUGUGAAGCAAGACUGGAAAUAUGUAGCAAUGGUCAUUGAUCGUAUCUUCCUGUGGAUGUUCAUUAUUGUCUGCCUGCUGGGGACUGUUGGACUAUUCCUCCCACCCUGGCUGGCUGGGAUGAUAUAA